Messenger RNA from Aspergillus niger, 1397 nucleotides. RefSeq lists its product as uncharacterized. Gene Ontology annotation, molecular function: fluoride transmembrane transporter activity. Gene Ontology annotation, cellular component: membrane. NCBI's taxonomy places the organism in Eukaryota, Fungi, Ascomycota, Eurotiomycetes, Eurotiales, Aspergillaceae. Gene Ontology annotation, biological process: fluoride transmembrane transport. The annotation marks the transcript as partial. The record is from RefSeq and is a predicted model, not a curated record. The transcript has 2 exons.
AUGUCACUGCCCACUUCCACCUCCCCCAAUGGCCCCGCGCCCCAAGACCCAGGCGCAUCAGGCGCCGCCAAUAUGGAGGAGAAACCAUCACCACCACUCGAAUCCGCACCACAACAACCAGACCGCGCCGCAGAACCCACCCUCCACCCCGCCUCCCACAAACUCACCCAAUUCUACACCAUCUCCUAUCUAAUCUUCUUCGCCAUCUUCGGCACUCUCGCCCGGCUGGGCCUCCAAGCCCUAACCUUCUACCCCGGCGCCCCCGUAGUCACCGGCGUCCUAUGGGCCAACGUCGGCGGCUCCCUCCUAAUGGGCUUUUUCCAAGAAGACCGGAACCUGUUUCGCGAAGAAUGGGGCACCCCCAACAAUAACAAUAUUGACCCCUCUGAGCGCGCAAAACAACAUAAAACCAUCAAGAAGACCAUCCCACUGUACAUCGGCCUCACGACGGGUUUCUGCGGCUGCUUUACGUCUUUCUCGUCGUUCAUUCGGGAUGUUUUCCUGGCGCUUACGAAUGAUUUGUCGACUCCGUCACAGGAGAAUAUUGUUUCGAGGAAUGGGGGGUAUAGCUUCAUGGCCCUGGUCGCUAUUAUUCUUAUGACGGUUUCGCUGAGUUUAUGUGCUUUGUUGUUUGGAACGCAUCUGGCUGCUGCGUUGGAUAGUAUCACUCCUACUGUUCCAUUUCGGUUCACGAGACGGGUUCUGGAUCCGCUCAUGGCGGUGCUGGGGUGGGGGUGUUGGCUUGGGGCGGUGUUUCUUGCGAUCUGGCCGCCGGAUCGGAAUGAUGGUGGGAUGGAGGUGUGGCGUGGUCGUGCGGUGUUUGCGAUUGUGUUUGCGCCGUUGGGGUGUUUCCUUCGGUUCUAUGUCAGCUUGUUGCUGAAUGCGAGGGUGCCGAGUUUCCCGCUGGGGACUUUUGCGGUGAAUAUCUUCGGGACGGUCGUGUUGGCUAUGUGUUACGAUUUGCAGCAUGUGGGGAGCAUUGGAGGGGGUGUGUUGACGGGGUGUCAGGUCUUGCAGGGGGUUAUGGAUGGGUUUUGCGGGUCGGCAACAACGAUUAGUACUUGGGUGGCGGAGUUGAGUGCGCUUGGGGCUGCUGGGGGGAGGAAGAGAUGGGCAGCUAUGUCUUUGGUUUCAUUACUCAUUGAGUCAUCUCGGUGUAGCGCUACUUCACGCCUUAUCCUGCGAACACUUGCUGGCUGGUUGUCUCCCAGAGACGCAUGGAAACAUCCAGACCAGAUAAUAGGUCAACUGUUGGAGGUCUUUGUAGACGUGAGACUUGUCCACACCUUCCGGAAUAUGGUACAGGCACAUCCCCUUCAGGGCCUGCGAAGUGCCCUAUUCAGUUCCGGCACAUGUACUCCAGCUGCGCUUGACUCUGCAGUGGCCUUACCACUGCG